Triplophysa dalaica is the source of this 3578-nucleotide messenger RNA. RefSeq names its product Rho GTPase activating protein 36 (gene arhgap36). Lineage: Eukaryota; Metazoa; Chordata; Actinopteri; Cypriniformes; Nemacheilidae. Bases 261 to 2273 code for a protein of 670 amino acids. The transcript has 13 exons. Gene Ontology annotation, biological process: signal transduction. The record is from RefSeq and is a predicted model, not a curated record.
GAGGCUCUGCUGCGCUGCGUGGAGGGACUCGCAUUUUAUCAGCUGCAGCGCACGCAGACCCACACUUAAAAAGCACCCUUUUUCAGGAAGAGCUCCUUUCACUUCUCAGAUACACAGACACAGAGGAAACACUGACAUCAAGCCUUACUAGCACCCUUUAAACAGGAUCUGCUCCCCAGAUGGACUCCCUCUCUAGAUCUUGACUGAUGAGGAAUUUGCUGUGUUUGCACCUGAUCUGAGCGUCUUUGCAAAGGAGUGUUAUGGUUUUGUUCUACAUGGGAUCGGAUAAACACUCAUCUACACUCAUGCAGCAUGAGGACCCGGUUCGCCAGGACAUGCAGUUCUACUACAUGGGCGAACAUACGUGGACCACCAUGCUGGGACAGAGCUUGAGGCUGCAGCCGGUUCCCAUCCAAAGUCUGUCAGAGCUGGAGAGAGCGCGACUGCAGGAGGUGGCCCUUUACCACUUGGAAAAAAGACACCUGGAUUUUAAGAUCAGCAUUCCCAAAGAGACCCGUAAGAGAAGGAAAUCACUGCGUAGAAAGUUUGACUCGUUCUCAAAAGAAAAGAAAGACAAAGACGUUGCACCUCAGGCAUUUGGCAUCCCUCUUGCUCAAGUUAUUGCCAAUGACCGGGCACACAAGCAGCGUCAGGACGCACUGAAAGAGAGUCGCAGGGACUGUCUGGACCUAGAGGCCAGUGUACUACACUUCCGUGCUGAGAAAUGGCAGCACAAUGGAAACCGGACGAUGAGCAGUACAGCUUUAUCGCAUGGAGCUGCUUCCUCACCAGCACUGGAGGUUCACAGCAAACCUGUGUCAUCAGUGUUCAUGGACAAUACAUCACGGACACACAGACGGGGAGGAUUGUCUGUAGACUCCAUCUCUGAUCUGGUUGAGAGUCAGUCCAGACUACUAGAAGCUCUGCAGCUCUCUCACCCUAAUGAGCUGGAAAUGAAGAAGGCAUCCGCGGGCCGUACACAGGCCAAGCUCAGUCUCAACCCCAUUUACAGACAAGUACCCCGAGUGGUGGAACGUUGCUGUAACCACAUUCAGGCUUACGGGUUACAAACUUUGGGGAUUUUCCGGGUAGGCAGCUCUAAAAAGAGAGUCCGUCAACUACGCAAUGACUUUAACAGCGGGGUAGAUGCCGUGUUAGACGAGGAGCACAGCGUUCAUGAUGUGGCUGCAUUACUGAAGGAGUUUCUCAGGGAGAUGCCCGACCCUCUGUUGCCUCGAGAACUGUACCGCGCCUUUCUGCACGCUAACUUGUUGAGAGGGUCUGAUCAGUUGACAUACCUGCAGCAGUUGUUAUACCUGUUACCACCCUGUUACUGUGAUACGCUGUUGAGGCUCCUCACCCUCUUACAUACAGUACAACAGAACGCACACGACUCGACUGGCCCUGACCAACAGGAGAUUUUAGGUAAUAAGAUGACGGCAGCCAACCUGGCAGUGAUCUUUGGGCCCAACCUUCUCCAGAAAGAGAGAGGAUCAGAGAGAGAGCUCAGUCCUCAGGCUCUGGGUAUAGAGGACAGCACUGCUGUUAUCUCUGUUACCCUGCUGCUCGUCCAGAACCACAAACACCUCUUCAUGGUGUCCGAUGAGCUCCAACAGGAGGUGCUCAUGAGUCUCAUUCAGACAGAUCCUGAUAUUAUUGACUAUCUGCUACGCAGGAAAGUCAGCAGCAGCAGCAGUCUAACCAUGGAAACCGACUCUGGUGGACGGAGGGACAAGCAGGUCUCUCUGGACUUUGUGGGUCAAUCUAGUGACAAUCUUUCAUCCCUGGAGCCUCUCUUCCCAGAUUCAUCUAGCAUAGGAAGUCUGAAAAGCGAUGUCUUCCUUAACGUUCUGCACCUUAACACCAACCGAGACCGCUCCUCUGAGGCUCCUCCAAAGUCCAUUGGCCAAAUAAGGCAGUUUCAUUCUCACCACAACUUGCUGUGUCUGGCCCAGCCCUCCGUCAAUGCCCAGAGUGAUGAGAGACAGCUUCGAGACCAAAGACAAGCCGCUUCCAGACAAACAUGGUCAGGGGAACGACUUUGUUCUGGUCUGGGACAGGAGGAUAGUGACUCCCAACCGCAGAGCCCUGUAGAGAAACGCGUAUGGGUACGACAGAGCUCCAAUGCUUCAUCCACGACGUCAGACGACAGCAAGCCGCCAAGCAACUUCUGGGACUUUUUCACUGGAAAGAUGCCUGUGAUCAGGAGCCCUUCACUGCAAAACUUCUUCAACGACCAUUUACAGUCUGAGAAAAAAAAAAUAAGAAUAUGAUGUUUGCUAACUCCAUUAUUUGGAGAACAGGCGGUGACCACUGAGACAUUACUGAUCCACAAGGUGUUAAUAUUUACUGUUUACUAUUCACUCAAUGUCUGGAAGGAGCAUCUUAAAUGAUUUCUGGACUCCCUCUCGGUUUAUCGUCUGUGCAGUUGGAUGACGGGGAGUGAUGGUAGCCAUUCACACAAAUGUAUCUUAGACACUACUUUUGUAACGUCUUACUUUUUUGUUAUCCCAAAUCAUUGUACCUGACUCAAAUACAGUCUUAUAAUAUACAAUUUUGAGUAAUAAGGUCAUGUAGAUGCACAAACACUCAAAAAUCCUAUGGAUUAUAGACUGCUGAGUUGAAGCCAAGCUUUCUUUGUCUACGUCUUGAAUCAUAGGUAAUUUUAUUUAUUUCUAUAUAUUGCAUUUUUCAAAGACAAUUUUCCUGGUUCUCAACAAAGAGGUUAAGAUUAUAUAAUGAAUCACCACUGUAAAGCAAAACAGUAUAAUUGAAAAUUUCUAGACUAUAUCUAACCUGUCUUUGCGUAAGAGGUUACUUACAUCAUGUCUCAGGGGUGGCCUAGCAGAUAUCCUGGUUGGGCAUAGUAUUUUAUUUUUUUCUGAUGUGUUUUAGUAAAAUUAUCGUUUUUGCUUAUUUCUGUGAACUUCUGACAACAUUUGGAGAAAACAGGAUAAAACAACAGAAAAUAUGAUCUGCAUUUUUAACAUUGAAAAAAGUUAAUAUUUUGUUUUAAACAUCACUAAACAAAUGUUUGUAGAUGUAUUAGAAAAAGUAAAAAAAAAGGCUUCAUAAAGUAUAACCCUGAUUUUUAAAAUGAGCUUAAGGUAUUAUCAUGCUCUCAGUCCUCAGUACGUAUUACUAAAGCGGAUAUGUGGACUGGACAUAAAUAGAAGCCUACAAAGAAAGCAGGCUUAGAACAAUCCCCAUCACUGAAUGAACACUGACUUCUGUUUAAUUUUACAAAAAACUCCCAUUUUAAUGAAUGAAUCUGAUUACACUGCAGAUUGAACUUUACAUCAUAUCUGAUUCAGUUUAUGAGGCGUGUUAUUGUGCCUAAACUAAACUCUUUUGCACAGUGUUUCGUUUUUGCUAUCACUACCACCUGCAGAAUUAUUUGGGGUGUUUGAGCUUUCAAUUAUUCCUGAAGGUCGACAGGUUAAAAUCCUGCCUAAAUAUUGCAAGCAAAUAAUAGCGGUUUGUUAAUGUGACCACUUGCUUGACGCAUCGUGUGGAAUCUGCUUCUCCUCCAUGAAAUAAAACUGCGAAAACUCAGAUUGUAAUAAAUUAAUCUGAUA